Molecule: messenger RNA, 2601 nt
Organism: Lagopus leucura (white-tailed ptarmigan)
Lineage: Eukaryota; Metazoa; Chordata; Aves; Galliformes; Phasianidae
Gene: ACTR2
Product: actin related protein 2
Exons: 10
Coding region: 61-1260 (399 amino acids)
Biological process (GO): Arp2/3 complex-mediated actin nucleation
Cellular component (GO): actin cortical patch; Arp2/3 protein complex
Molecular function (GO): actin filament binding
Source: RefSeq, a predicted model, not a curated record
GGCGUCGUGCGGUGACGGUGCGGCGGUCGGGCAGACGGACGGGCGGAGGGAGGCGCAAGGAUGGACACGCUGGGCAGGAAGGUGGUGGUGUGCGACAACGGCACCGGGUUUGUGAAAUGUGGCUAUGCAGGCUCCAAUUUUCCGGAGCACAUAUUUCCAGCUUUGGUUGGAAGACCUAUUAUAAGAUCAACAGCUAAAGUGGGAAACAUUGAAAUCAAGAAUAACAAAAAAAUGGAUCUCAUGGUUGGAGAUGAAGCAAGUGAAUUGCGUUCAAUGCUGGAAGUUAAUUAUCCAAUGGAGAAUGGCAUCGUUCGGAACUGGGAUGAUAUGAAGCACCUCUGGGAUUACACAUUUGGACCAGAGAAACUUAAUAUUGACACAAAAAAUUGUAAAAUACUGCUUACAGAGCCUCCUAUGAACCCAACUAAAAACAGAGAGAAGAUCGUGGAGGUUAUGUUUGAGACAUACCAGUUUUCUGGAGUGUACGUAGCCAUUCAGGCUGUCCUUACUUUGUAUGCUCAAGGUCUGCUGACUGGUGUUGUUGUGGACUCUGGAGAUGGUGUCACUCAUAUCUGCCCAGUUUAUGAAGGUUUCUCUCUCCCUCAUCUCACCAGACGGUUAGAUAUUGCUGGGAGGGAUAUCACCAGGUACCUCAUUAAGCUCCUCUUACUGCGAGGCUAUGCUUUCAACCACUCUGCUGAUUUCGAGACUGUUCGCAUGAUCAAGGAGAAGCUGUGCUAUGUGGGAUACAACAUUGAACAGGAGCAGAAAUUGGCAUUAGAGACCACAGUACUAGUUGAGUCGUACACGCUCCCAGAUGGCAGGAUUAUCAAAGUCGGUGGAGAACGGUUUGAGGCACCAGAGGCACUUUUCCAGCCUCACUUAAUCAAUGUGGAGGGGGUUGGUGUGGCUGAACUGCUGUUCAACACCAUCCAGGCUGCUGACAUUGAUACCAGGUCUGAAUUCUAUAAGCACAUUGUGUUGUCUGGAGGGUCCACUAUGUACCCUGGGCUGCCUUCACGACUGGAGAGAGAACUUAAACAGCUCUACCUGGAACGAGUUCUGAAAGGAGAUGUGGAAAAACUCUCGAAAUUUAAGAUCCGAAUUGAAGACCCACCUCGCCGAAAGCACAUGGUGUUUUUGGGCGGCGCAGUUCUAGCAGACAUCAUGAAAGACAAAGACAACUUCUGGAUGACCCGACAAGAAUACCAAGAAAAGGGGGUGCGUGUGCUGGAGAAGCUUGGUGUGACUGUUCGAUAAAUCCCAAAGCUUGUUCCCAUCACGUCUAAAGCUUUUUUUCUUUCAUUGCCAAUCUCUGAACUCACUCAGCUACAUGCUAUGGAAAGGCCUGUCUGUGGCCUUUGACCCAAAGGUCAGGUUUUGUUCUGGUUUCUUGGGGUAGCUUUUGUUAAAUGUUUCUUAAUGUGGCUAAAUUUGACUAUUAAAUUUGACCACUUCCCCGCAAACAAAACAGAGCAAGAGCAGCCUGUCUACUUCAUUGUUCCUUCCCAGUAGGCAAUUGGGUAAUUCUGGUAGGCUUUUUCUUCUGGGUUUAUUGCUGUAGUACUGCUAGCUUUUGUCUCUAGUUCACAAGGGGUUGUGUGCCUUUUUUAGCAUAAGAAAACCUUUAAACGGGAGCUUUUGCUAUUGGAUCAUUGUGGUGGUUAUCUUUGCAUCUUUUUGCCUCUCUCUACAUUAAGACUUCUUUUUCUUUCCUGCAAUAAGGAAUUUUGAUUAAGCAUAGUUAGAAACUAGUUUAACUAGCUGGAAUGGCUUUACACACUGUGUCGAUGUAAUGUGGUUCUGUAUGCCCUGCUGCCUCAAACUGGUUUCUGAGGCCGUUUAUCAGAAUCCUUAGAGGAGGUGGGGCUUCCAUGCUGUAUUUCUCUAAGUGGGCAUGUACACAGUUGCCACAAACCAGGGAACACCGGAUAUUCUGGCAAAAGUAAAUCUGUGGCCUUAGAUGUCUUUUUUUUUCUUUUAUUUAGGAGGGAGGAGACAGGUUUGAGCUGUGUUGCUUUUCUGUUAAGGGACAGCUGGAGGUCAGUCUGACCAAAAAUGCCUCUUUUUGUAGCUACGUUUUGGUACCGUGUUAUCUCAGCAUAGGGAGCAAGAAUGUUACGUUAGCUGUUCUGUAACUGUUGAGAAACUUACUUAGAUGUGCUGAGAGAGGAGCCUCUGAACUUCUAAAGAGAUUAAAUACUUUCAGAAAUGCUUGUGAAAACUGUAAUUAAAGAUAUUAAAACUCCCCAAACUAAGUUUAAAAUGUUUUAAGUGCUUGUAUGUACAUCAGAAGCACUUGUAUUAAACUUUACAAGUAUAUUAACCUAGUGCCAAGUAGUUAUUGCAAAUGAAUAUUUCAAUGCCCAGUGUUCAUCGCAGCAAGCAGAUGUUUAUAAACAACCACUGGCAGUAGGUUACAAAGAAUGACCUGUGUUUGUUCUAGUUGAAAAUAGCACUGGAAGAGGAGAUGUUGGUUGGUAAAUAUCUGCAACUCAUUUUGAUUUUUUGGAUACUUUAGGUGGGAUGGGGAAGGAAGUGAAAAACAAUGACAAAAAUGCUGUUUGCAGAAAGUACAUUAAAGCUGAGUUGUACUGAAAA